Messenger RNA from Boleophthalmus pectinirostris (great blue-spotted mudskipper), 1704 nucleotides. RefSeq names its product zinc finger protein 1 homolog. The record is from RefSeq and is a predicted model, not a curated record. Bases 1 to 1221 code for a protein of 406 amino acids. NCBI's taxonomy places the organism in Eukaryota, Metazoa, Chordata, Actinopteri, Gobiiformes, Gobiidae. The transcript has 2 exons. Gene Ontology annotation, biological process: regulation of DNA-templated transcription. Gene Ontology annotation, molecular function: RNA polymerase II cis-regulatory region sequence-specific DNA binding; DNA-binding transcription factor activity, RNA polymerase II-specific.
AUGAACCCGUUGACCCUGAGGUGCACGUGCGGCAGGGGGCGCCACUGCUCCGCUCACGCGGUCCGCACGCACGUGACGCACGGAGCUGUUUCGGGUUUUGUUCCGGGUUUUGACGUUUGCAGGAAGCGACUCGUUUUGGGGAAAUAUUCGUGGAAAAUGUCCGUGAAAGUGCGCGCUCUGCGGGGGCUCGUGCUGGAGAGACUCGCUGCGGCCGCGGACGAGAUUUUUGCGCUUUUCGAACGAACGUUUGCGCAAUAUGAAGAGGAGGUUCUGCGGACAAAAAUCCUGCAACAACCGCGAGGCGCUUUGCACAGAGAAGACAUCCAGACUGUGACCGUGGGCGAAGAAAUCCGCUCCGACCAAGUUAUCGAGGAGGAGCGCAUCAAAAUCGAGCAGGACGUGAACCGACCGAUCCCACUCCAGUAUCCGACCCCAGCUGAAGAGACCGGACCGGACCAGAGCGGAGAGCGACGCGACGGAGAGGAGCCCGGCUGCAGCAACAACGAUCUGAGUUUGGACGAUAACCGAAGCCCUUUCAGCUGUUCAGACACGGACGAUUCAGACGAGUGGGCUGAGGAAAUGACCAAAAGCAACGGGAAAGGACCUAACGCAGGUUUUAAGAAAGAUUCAGCGGAAAAUAACGUAAGCUGUGAUAAUAGUUUUAAUCGCGACGAAAGUAAGGACCAACUACCUAAAUGUACUUUGUGUUACAAGACUUUUAAAAACAUGGAAUCGCUCGAAAAACAUCUGGAGUUUCACCCAGGCCCGUUCACGUGCCAAGUCUGCAACAAGGUUUUCAGCUCCAAAUCGAAUUACAAAACGCAUUUACUCUCCCACACGGAACGGAGAGACAAACCGCACAAAUGCCCAGUGUGCGGACGCGGCUUCCUCCAGAGGUGCCACGUCAAGGACCACAUGAGAAUCCACACGGGGGAAAAACCUUACAGCUGCACGGAGUGUGGCAAGAGCUUCCGACAGCAGAAUUCCCUGAUGAGGCACGUCCUGUCUAUGCACAGCGAGGACAAACCGUACAAGUGUUCGCUCUGUCCGAAGGGGUUUGUGCAGAAGCCUUAUUUGGAGUCUCACAUGAGGAAGCACACGGGGGAGAAACCUUUCGUGUGUUUGGUCUGCGGGAAGUGCUACAAAGAAAAAUACUGUCUGAAAAAACACAUGAGUCUUCACUUAGAGGAGGGAGACAUCACCAGUCAAGUGAUACAAUAGGUUUCACUUUGAGGACGUAAAGUGGGGUGAUCGCAUGUCCCAAUUUUCCAAUCCAAUCCUCCAAUCCACUUUAUUUCUGUCGCACAUUUCACAAACAAACAGUUUCCAAAGUGCUGCACAAAUACAUCAUAAUAACAACAAUAAUAAGAUAAGAUGAUAAAAUAAACUACUGAAAUAAUAAAACCAGUAAAUUAAAAAUAAAACAAAAUUAUACAAUAGAAAUAAAAUAAACCAAUAAAUAAAUUAAAUCAAUAAAACCAAUAAAAACACACAAAAAUAAAUAAAAAACACAGAGGAGCACAGGACUCACGCCGGAGAAUAAAAGUGGGUCUUAAGACGAGACUUAAAACUCUCCACAGUGGGGGCUGUUCGAACGUGGAGUGGCAGAGCGUUCCAGAGUGUUUCAGAGAGUUCCAGAGUGUUCCAGAACAUUUCAGAGUGUUCCAGAGCGUUUCACAGCAUUCCACAGCGUUUCAGAGCGUU